This is a messenger RNA of Loa loa (African eye worm), 1425 nucleotides long. RefSeq lists its product as hypothetical. The transcript is spliced from 9 exons. Bases 1 to 1425 code for a protein of 474 amino acids. Lineage: Eukaryota; Metazoa; Nematoda; Chromadorea; Rhabditida; Onchocercidae. Gene Ontology annotation, cellular component: plasma membrane; cytoplasm; intracellular membrane-bounded organelle. Gene Ontology annotation, molecular function: GTP binding. The record is from RefSeq and is a predicted model, not a curated record. Gene Ontology annotation, biological process: endosomal transport; endocytosis.
AUGUUACCGAUGGAAAAACGACAUAUCUAUGAUCAGUUUUAUACCCCAGCACUGUAUCGUGCUGAAUUUGAGGCUAAACCAAUGGUUCUAUUCCUUGGACAGUAUUCGGUUGGUAAAACAUCGAUGAUCAAAUUUCUCUUGAACGGAGUGGAAUAUCCAGGUAGCAUGAUUGGACCGGAACCGACGACGGAUUGUUUCACAGUUAUCUAUCAUUCCGCCAAUGCAACUACUGUUAUGGGAACAUCACUUGCAUCUGAUAACACAUUGCCAUUUCAGUCAUUAAAUAUGUUCGGUUCGGCAUUCCUGACACGAAUGCGUGGUGCAACACUUCCGGUCAAAUUAUUAGAACACAUUACUUUCAUGGAUACACCCGGAAUAUUGUCGGGUCAAAAGCAGCGUUCUUCUCGAGGCUAUGAUUUUGCAUCUGUUGUAAAUUACAUUGCUGGAAAGGUUGAUAUGAUCGUCCUUCUCUUUGAUACUUCAAAAUUGGAUAUCAGUGAUGAAUACAAGCAAGUGAUACAAUGUCUCAAAGGUAACGAAGAAAAAAUUAAAAUAGUGCUCAAUAAAGCAGACCAAGUGGGAGCAGCAGAGCUUAUUCGAGUUAGAGGUGCAUUGAUGUGGAGUUUAAGUCGAAUCCUUGAAUCACCAGAAGUUCCUAAAGUUUUCAUCGGUUCUUUUUGUACCGCCGAUUCUAAAGACUCAAUUAGUUCCGAAGUGCAUCAAAUUUUCACUCAAGAAUAUAUUGAUUUCUUCGAUGAAUUAAAAUUAUUACCAUCGAGUUGUAAUGUACGUAAGCUAAACGAUAUAAUCAAACGUGCCAAGAAAUUAAAAAUUCAUGCGCUUAUUAUGGAAUAUCUUCUGAAGAAGAUGUGGUGUAAGUCAAGUGGUGAACUGAAGCGUGUUGUAACACAACGUAAUUUGCUUCAAAUAUUGGGUGAUUUCAAGUAUCGUUUACGUGUUGCAGAAAGCGAUUUACCCGACAUACUGGUACUGCUCUUUCUGGAAAAGGCCCAUUUAUCAUAUAUCAAAGGGUGGAACAAAGUGGACGAGGAAAUGAUGCAUAAUUUGGAUCAAUUUAUCAAUGAGGACAUACCCAGAAUGGUAGCAGCUGUCCAAAGCAAAGAUAAAAAGAUCGAAAUUCCGAGUGUCCUUGAAAAUCUACACAAGAAUCUAAUGAAUAAAAGAGUAUUGGAAGAGAAGAAAUCGAAGAGAAGUAGGAAAUCUAAGCCAAGUAAACAUAAGUCCAAAAGAGAUAAACCGGAAUCUAAACCAGACAAACCAACAUCUGAAGAAGAGAAACGACAGAAAUCUAAAAGCGAUAAACCGGAAUCUAUAAAAGAUAAACCAAAAUCUGAAGAAGAUAAACCGGAAUCUAAAGGCGACAAACAGAAUUCUAGUGAAUAUAAGAUUAACAGCAACCAGUAA